This is a messenger RNA of Quercus robur (English oak), 5960 nucleotides long. RefSeq names its product putative disease resistance protein RGA3. Bases 100 to 2568 code for a protein of 822 amino acids. The record is from RefSeq and is a predicted model, not a curated record. Gene Ontology annotation, molecular function: ADP binding. The transcript has 11 exons. Gene Ontology annotation, biological process: defense response to other organism. Lineage: Eukaryota; Viridiplantae; Streptophyta; Magnoliopsida; Fagales; Fagaceae.
UGCUACUGCUAGCUAUUUCAUUUUCUCAUUUAUCAAUUACCAUUUCCACUUUCUGUGUCUUGUAUUUUCAUUUUUCAAUCAAAAUUUCCACCUUCAAGCAUGACUGCUAUAGUUUCUGGCCUCUUGGAAAAGUCGGGUUCACUCCUUGUUGAAGGGGUAUGGCCAGAGCUGAAGUCGUUCCUGUGUUUUCAAAAAGAAGUCCGAAAGCUUCAGAGCACACUUUGUGCUAUCCAGGCGGUGCUUGAGGAUGCUGACAAAAGACAAGUGAAUGAGAAAGCUGUGAAACUUUGGUUAGAUAAGCUCAAAGAAGCAGCCUACGACAUGGACAACGUGCUGGAUGAGUUGGAAACUGCAAUCAUUAAAGCACAAAUUGAGGAGGAAGAAGAAAAGGCUGAAACAACCACUGCUACUGCUAAGGUAUGGUCCUCCUGCACCACCUGCAUUUCCUGGAUUUUCAGAGUAGUUACUGAGCUUGUUCAGCGUGGUUUCAUUGUUUUCAAGAUAAAAAAUUUGAAUGAAACGUUAGAUGAGAUAGACAAAGAGAAAGGGAGGUACAAUUUUGUGUUUGGGCCGAUUACUAGCACUGAAGUAGGUGAGCGACUAGAGACUUACUCCCUUGUUGAUGUGAAAGAAAUACAUGGUCGUGAUGAGCGUAGGGAUGAUCUAGUGAGGAAGAUUUUGGGAGAGGGUAGUGAAGUGAGGGAGCUUUCGGGUGAGGGUAGUGAAGUGAGGGGUAGUGAAGGAGAAAGAAGCCCCUAUGUCAUCUCCAUAGUAGGCAUGGGGGGCAUUGGAAAAACCACUCUUGCCAAACUAGCCUACAAUGAUGCUAAGGUGCAAACUGCCAUUUUUGAGAAAAAAAUGUGGGUUUGUGUAUCCGAUCCUUUUGACAAGUGUGAGGUUGCCAAAGCAAUCAUUAAAGAAGGAGGUGGUUCCUCCAACUCCAUUAAUUUGCAAGGGCUAAUAAAAGAAAUUUGUGAGUUGAUUAGGGGGAAGAAGUUUUUACUUGUCUUAGAUGAUGUGUGGACUGAAGAAUUCAACGAUUGGGAGCCAUUCAAACUUGCACUCAAAUGUGGUGACCUAGGUAGUAGAAUUUUAAUCACCACGCGUAAUAUUAGAGUUGCAGAAAUGGUGAAAAGUGCCUAUACAAUUAAAUUGGGCGUAUUGUCUGACGAAGAUUGUUGGUUGAUAUGUAGUCAAAUGGCAUCUAUUGAGAAGGAUGAUGAGCAACUAGGAGAACUUGGUAGAGUAUUAGUAAAGAAGUGCAAAGGCUUGCCACUUGCUGCAAAGACUCUAGGAAGUCUCAUGCGCAACAAGAGAAGUAAACAAGAAUUGAGGAAAAUUUUAGAUAGUAAUUUAUGGGAAUUAGAAGAUGUUCAAAAAUGUCUUUUAGGACCGUUAUUAUUGAGUUAUUAUGAACAACCUUCAGCAAUAAAAUCUUGUUUCUUAUAUUGUGCUCUCUUCCCAAAGGAUUAUUUGUUUUCUAGAAAUGAGUUGAUCUACCUAUGGAUGUCACAAGGAUAUCUUGGCGUAAAUCCAGAUAUAGAGAUGGAAAACAUAGGAGAAGAGUACUUUGAAAUAUUAGUCAUGCGCUCUUUCUUCCAAGAUUUUGAGAAAGACAACUAUGAUGAUAAGAUAGUAAGAUGUAAAAUGCAUGAUAUUGUGCAUGACUUUGCCCAAUUAAUGACAUCAAAGGAAUGUUUCACAAUUGAUGGUGACAAAGAGUUGGGGACAAAUUGUAAAAGUGCUCGCCAUUUGAGAUUAGAAUUAAUAGGGGAAACACAGUUUCCUAUGUCUAUGUAUAAUGCAAAAAAUGUAUGCACUCUCUUUUCCACUACAUUGGGGAAGAGGACUGUCUUCCCACUCAAUUUAUUCCAGCAUUUGACAUGCUUACGAGCAUUGACUUUGAAAUAUUAUUCCUUUGAGAAUCUUCCAAAUGAAGUUGAAAAGUUGAAACAUUUAAGAUUGCUCGAUCUAUCAAAUAAUUAUAAAAUUAAAGAAUUACCUGAAACAAUGUGUAAUUUAUGUAAUUUACAAACUUUGAAUAUUAGUGGAUGUGGAGAAAUUAAGAAAUUACCCCAAGGGAUGGGUAAACUAAAGAAAUUAAGACACCUUGUUACUAAAUAUUUGGUUCAUUUUCCAAAAGGGAUUGGGAGAUUGAGUUAUCUAAGAACAUUAAACACUUUCACAGUAGGUGGUAUAGAUGAUAUUGACGGAUGUAAACUUGGAGAAUUGAAGAAUCUGAACCGCCUUAAAGGGUCUCUUUCAAUAGAAGGCUUGAAAAACGUAACAGAUGUACAAGAGGCCGAGAAUGCACAGCUUAAAGAUAAGAAGCAUCUCCGUGAGUUGAGGCUACCAUUUGACAAGGAAGUUGAGGAGAUUGAAAGUGUAAGGAAUGAUGAAAUCGUUCUUAAAGCCUUAGAGCCACAUCCAAACUUGGAAAUUUUAAAGAUUGAUAACUACAUGGGUAGAGUGUAUCCUAAUUGGAUGAAGUCUUUGUCCAAUUUGAAAAGGCUUGAGCUUUGGAAGUGGCCUAAUUUAGAGCAAUUGCCUCCUCUGGGGAAGCUGUAGUUCCUCGAAACAUUAGAGUUAAUAGAAGCGUACAGUGUGAAAAAGGUGGGUGUUGAAUUUUUGGGAAUAGAAGAAGCCAAUGGGAAGAACAGAUCAACAUCACCACUUGUCUUAUUCCCUAAUUUAAAGUCUCUCAAAUUUUGGGAUAUGAAAGAGUGGGAAGAAUGGGAUGGGAUGGGAGAAAGGAGAGAAGAAGAAGGAGUAAGUGGUGUUUCUGUUUUAAUAAGUAUAAUGCCACGUCUUCAGAUUUUGGAUAUUUGGGGAUGCCCAAAGCUAAAGGCACUGCCCAACUUCCUUGAGACAACUUCGUUAAAGGAAUUGAGUGUCAAUUGUGGAAUUUCCAAUUGGAUGACGUUGGCAACAUUAUCCGGAUUGAAAACACUUAGUCUCGAUCUGAAUAACGACGUAGUAGAGCAUUUGCCCCCUUUGGGGAAGCUGUUGUUGGUCGAAUCAUUAGAGAUACAGUGUGGCCAUAGAGUGAAAAAGGUGGGCGUUGAAUUUUUGGGAAUAGAAGAAGAAUCCAACAACAAGAAGAAGAAGAUAGACGACGAGAAGGGAUUGACUUCAUCAUCUUCUUCUUCUUCGCUUGUCUUAUUCCCUAAUUUAAAGUCUCUUGAAUUUUGUAAUUUGGAAGAGUGGGAAGAAUGGGAUGGGAUUGGAGGAACAAUGAGAGAAGAAGAAGCACAAGAAAGUGGUGUUACUAUCACUAUUAUGCCACGUCUUCAGGAAUUGCGAAUUUAUAAUUGCCCCAAGCUGAAGUCGCUGCCAGACUUCCUUUCUACAACUCCAUUGAAGACACUGGAGAUCUGGUUGAGUCCAAUUCUCGGUGAAUGUUGCCAAACAGAGAUAGGAGAUCAAUGGCCCAACAUUUCUCACAUACCCAUCAUUCAUAUUGAUGGGAGAAGUGUGCGAAGAGAUGGUCAUCCAAUGCAAACUUGAAUCUCAGUUCGAUUGGGGCUCUGCAAGUCGCAUCCAUUCAGAUAAGGCCUUAUUAAACUAGAAAUCAAACGAGAAGCAUAUUUUGUGCUGGAGAAAAUUUGCAUGUAUGGAUGCAUGUUUGUAAAGCACCCACAAAAGAAAGGCUUGCAUUUUGUAUCACAUACUGACAAAUGAAAGGCCAGCAAGGUUAAAGAGUUUGAAUUUGCAACUCCAUUACUGACACUGUCAAUCUCUAACAAUCCAAUUCUCAGUGAAUGUUGCAAAACAGAGAUAGGAGAUCAAUGGCCCAACAUUUCUCACAUACCCAUCAUUCAUAUUGAUGGGAGAAGUGUGCGAAGAGAUGGUCGUCCAAUGCAAACUUGAAUCUCAGUUCGAUUAGGGCUCUGCAAGUCGCAUCCAUUCAGAUAAGGAAAAUAUUCAAGGCGUGAGCAUACAUUGACAAAGGCCUACAGAAGAAACUCCUGUAUCGUAUCAUAAUGACAACAAAGCUUGCAUAUGGUAUGGCACAUGAAAGGGGAGCUAGGCACUUAACCAAACUGCAAACUAAUGCAUCCUCGAUCGUUGAGGACUUGAAAAUGAAGUUGCUAAUUAAUCAUCAAACUUCAAUGUUACAAUACUUACAGGUCUUAUGAGUUUAAACCCAAAGGCAUCUGAAUUCCUUAUCAGACCAAUGAAAAAUGAAAUGAAAUCGAAGUCUAGAAGAAAGGCAUUGAAAGACAUAUUCAACAAUGGUGGAAGGUUCUCGAAGCUGUGAAUUUGAAGAAGAGAUCUCAUAAGUGGUGUAAAGACGAUAUGCUUGAUUACCUUUUGCUCCUUCAGUCCAAUCUCCUCACUCUCUUGCACCAGGUUUCUGUUUGGUUGCUAAGAAAGUGUAGGAACCAAUGACUUUUUUAAGAGAAAGAGAAAGAUAGAUGUACUCAUCCAUUUGAAUAGUCACAGUUUAGUGGUAUCUUUUGCAGAUUAAAGAUGAUUUGUCUUUACCACUUGGAGGUGGCUCUUCAAGCAGAGACCACUACAGGAACAGGUUUCUUACAGAAUUACAUUGAGUCUAUUCUGGCUCUUCAAGAUGCUAGCUGCAGAUUCACACAAGAUAUGUAGCCAUGGUUCUCCAGAUUUCGGAAGCUGCUCUCUAAUCCUGUAGAGUGAGAAUCAGUUGGCUUACUGAUGCAAAUAUAAUAGUAGUUUUGACUAAUGAAGUUGAAAGCGAAGCUGUUGACAGCCCACGACAAAAUAAGUUCGAUUCAUGAUUUCUCCUCCCCUUGUAUUAUGGUGUGCUGACUGCACUAUUGAGAGAGAAGAUAUAAAUGAUGAUUUACUUGAAAGAAUUCUUAUAACGCCAACUCCAAGUAAUUAUAGGGUAGGUAUAAGGCCGCUCCAUUUCCAGUUUCAUUGCAGUAGUUCCCCACUUUCCACAUCCUCUGCUAGUGAUGCUUCUGAGGGUCUCACUUUGAGGCUUCUGGAGCUCUUGGGAUUCAGCAGGCUUAUAAACCUGGAACAGGAAAGCAAAAGUUAGAAGCAUCGCCAGAUGCCUAUAACGACACAUUUUCAAUCAGCAAAUAAACUUGUCUUCACCAAAGGAAGACAAUAUCCUAUGUGGCCUUCUACAAAGUAGCACAUAUUGUAACCAAGAACACCUUGGUGGCAAUUUACCAUUUAUAGACAACACUCAAUGUGGAAGGAACCAAAAAGUGUGAUUCACAGAGGCAAACAUCUGGAUGAGAAUACUCUAAAGAAAGAGUUGUGGACAAAGUUUGAAGUAGUAUCCACUCCUUAGCUUUGUUAUAAUGCGUCUGUGCUGCAAUAUACUGCUCAGAACCAGAUAAGCCCUAUUGUGAUGAUGGAAGUUAAAUGAGUGUGAUGUGAGCUAGAAAGCACAUCUUUUUUCUUUAAUUUUGAUUGUAAAUGGUGGAUCAUGUUGUAUGUUGGUCGUAUUUCGAGGCUCUAUAAUUGGUUUAUAUAUCAGUACCACCUAUGAUGCAUGUAUCUCUUGGUGGCGUUAUAUUCACUAAUCAUGUGUCCCAAGAGUAACUACAGCACAUAUGAGCACCAGUGGGACAGCCCAAGGACUAUGCACAAAUUUCAAUUUUUGUAAUCGAAAAGCUAAACAGCCCUACUGUUUUUGGUUUAUAUUAGUCUUCUGAAGAUGUUUUGUUAGAUUGUGAGAGCUCGUUGGGUUAUGAAAAGAAGGAUUGGCUAGAAGUCUGCAAUGGUGUUCGCUUCUUCUGUUAGUAUUGUGUUGGAAUUGUUUUUAUCUCAUUGUUUGAAUAAAUUUAUCAUUCAUCGUGAUACAGAAACAGCACACUAUGUUUCAACUAUUGGCUAUUGCAAAGUUCCAUGCCACAUCUUUUGUGGGAUGUCAUGCGAGGUGCAACCUUGCACCAUGUAUACUAUAGAACUGGUUAUGUACACAAAACUGUUCUUAUAUGAAUAAGCUUCCCCUUUGAGACGUGUUA